Molecule: messenger RNA, 2641 nt
Organism: Aspergillus sclerotioniger CBS 115572
Lineage: Eukaryota; Fungi; Ascomycota; Eurotiomycetes; Eurotiales; Aspergillaceae
Product: guanine nucleotide exchange factor VPS9
Exons: 5
Coding region: 212-2479 (755 amino acids)
Biological process (GO): vesicle-mediated transport
Cellular component (GO): endocytic vesicle; cytosol
Molecular function (GO): ubiquitin binding; guanyl-nucleotide exchange factor activity; small GTPase binding
Source: RefSeq, a predicted model, not a curated record
CCUUCGGGCAUUGUCUCUCUGAGUCCUACUCUGAUUGAGUUAGGCGCCUUACGAUCUAUCACCGGUCUGAGCUGUCCAGACAUUUGUGGUCUGCUACGUGACAACCCCGGGAACCACUUCUCCGGAUACUCCCCCUCAUGAUGACCCGUGUUUCUACCUAACGAGGCUCAAUCAAUAUCUAAUUUGAAUUUGGCGUGCAUGCAGGUUGCUUAUGUCUGCGACAGAACCCUCGGAAUCCCCGGCUCCUAGUGGUCAUGGGGAGGUUCAGCCGGCCACUCUCAACGAGGGGGGUACAACUGAACAAGUGAAUGCCACGGGCCUCGAACCUGCGGCGCAGCUACAGAAUGACCUUCCAAAACUGUCGGAGGCCAACCAGGACGAGAUGAAGAGAACCGUUGAGAGCGAAGCGCAGACCAGUGCGACGUCUCCAAACGUGGCUCCGAUGCCAUCCGCAAUAGAUCCCUCGAGUCCCCUACCGCUCCCCCGUGAGACGCUUCCAGAGCGCAUGAAGGGGCUUUCCAUAUUGACGACAACACCAGAACCUAUUUUGUCGCCUCCCGCGGAGAUACCUCCUACGCCUCCAGCAAAGGACGAUCCCUACCUGACCCCGAACCCUCACUCUGCAAUUACACACUCGCCCGCGACCGAGUUGACCGAGAAGGAAUUACCGGAAGUUCCUGGAAAUGAACAAGAUGGAAGGAAGAAUACUACUGGCGGAGAUAGUGACUCCCAGUCGGAAAUUCAGAGUAUCAUGGAUCAAUUCCAGGACUCUACGCAUGGCGAUGGGCAGGAACAGAUCAUGUCCCCUCGGCUGGAACUGGCCGAGCAGUUUCUAGGCGGGCAAAGUCACUUCCCACCUCGCCAGUCGAGUCUGGAUCACAGUAAAACGGCGAUUGACGACUCGCGGACACCCAAGCCUACCACAGGGGUAUCAUCCAUCUCGGCUGAGAAACAACCCGCAAAGCUUCCCAGGAAUUCCGUGGCCGACGAAGCGAAGUUGAGCCGGCGCUCGUCAACAUCGACGAUUCCUCCACCCCCCGAGCCUGAGCCCGACCAGCCCUUUGAUUUCCAUCGGUUCUUAGAGCAGUUGCGUCACCGCACUGCGGACCCAGUUGCCAAAUUCCUGCGCUCCUUCCUCCACGAGUUUGGGAAGAGACAGUGGAUGGUCCAUGAACAAGUCAAAAUCAUCAGCGAUUUCUUGGUGUUCAUCACGAACAAAAUGGCUCAGUGUGAAGUCUGGCGCGAUGUGUCCGACAGUGAGUUCGACAAUGCCAAAGAAGGGAUGGAGAAGCUUGUAAUGAAUAGACUAUACUCCCAAACGUUUUCUCCCGCUAUCCCUGGUCCGCCCACAAUCCCACGGAGCGCAAGUAGAAGCAAACGGCGCGAGAUGGAGAGGAUGCACGGCCCGUGGAGGCGGGGACAGCACCAGGAGGAUAUAGAGCGUGAUGAUGUGCUGGCCCAGAAGAUGCGGAUAUACAGUUGGGUAAAGGAGGAGCAUCUGGACAUACCGCCAGUGAGCGGUCACGGCCGCCGCUUCUUGAAUCUAGCCCAGCAGGAACUGUUGAAAAUCAACGGCUAUCGAGCUCCCCGCGACAAGGUUAUCUGCAUCUUGAACUGCUGUAAAGUGAUUUUCGGUUUGCUGAGGAACUCGAAGAGAUCGGAUACGUCAGCCGAUUCUUUUGUGCCGCUUUUGAUUUAUGUGGUGCUGCAGGCCAACCCUGAUCACCUGGUAUCCAACAUACAAUAUAUCCUGCGGUUUCGCAACCAGGAUAAACUUGGAGGGGAAGCCGGUUAUUACCUGUCGUCUUUGUCCGGAGCGAUCCAGUUCAUUGAGACACUAGACCGGACGAGCCUGACAGUGAGCGACGAAGAGUUUGAGCGAAGCGUUGAAGCAGCUGUCUCCGCUAUUGCCCAGCAAAACCGCGAGUCUGAGACUUAUGAGCGAAAAUCGUCAGGACGUUCCGCUGAAGGCUCCCAAUCCGCACCGCGAAGCUCUGUGGAUACACAACGCACGGCGGUGCGAGAAGCACCGCAGUCUAGCGAUGAAGAUACGGCACCAGUUGCAGGGCUUCUGCGAACGAUCCAGAAGCCGUUGUCGACCAUCGGAAGGAUCUUUUCGGACGAGCCAGAGUCGCCACAGGAGCGGCCGACACAGUCUGGUGCAUCUCCACGUCUGACACCGAACGUGUACCAGCCUCCUCGAAAUAGCAGCGAAGGCCGGCGAUCGGUCGAGAGGGCACGUAGUGCAGCCCCUCCGCAAGUUGCCAGGGCGGGCUCUCAAGAUGCCGCUGUCCGUCAAGCCAGUGCUGAGGAUGCAGAGGCACGGAGGAUUCACCGUGUCGAGCACAAUAAUGUCGUAGAGACGCUGUCUAACAUGUUCCCCAACCUCGACCGUGAUGUAAUUGAUGAUGUUGUCAAGAUGAAGGAGGGAAGGGUUGGGUUGGCGGUGGAUGCGUGUCUUGCCCUUAGUGCUGAGUGAGCAGGAUCAGAGAAAGCCAUGGCAGGCAUGUAAUUCGAGGGAUUAGCAUUCAGUGAAGCUCUUAUCAUAGCCGUUUAUGUACUUAUUGCCUGGACUAUUUGCAUAUAAUAGUGCUGCUGAGUGGUAGCUAUAUUUAAUCGAACCUUAACACGUUGUACGCAC